Messenger RNA from Stegodyphus dumicola, 8404 nucleotides. RefSeq lists its product as uncharacterized. NCBI's taxonomy places the organism in Eukaryota, Metazoa, Arthropoda, Arachnida, Araneae, Eresidae. The record is from RefSeq and is a predicted model, not a curated record.
AUCCGAUUAUGUUCACCUUGUUAUUACUUAUGCAAUUAUUAUUUUUUUUUAAUAUUUCCAGAAAACGUAACAAGACACUCUGUUCGUAUACAUACAUGUUCAUACUGUUCAUAUUCCUCACCAUAUGGAACCAAUCUUAAAGUGCAUUUGCGUGUUCACACAGGAGAGCGUCCCUAUAUUUGUGAAAUAUGUGGUAAAGGAUUUACAAAGAAGCAGUCUUUGCAGCAGCAUCAUACAUCAGUUCAUUCUGGUGAACGUCCAUUUAAGUGCUUUGUGUGCACUAAGAGUUUUACUCAAAAGCAUGUUCUUAAAUCACAUAUGUUAACUCAUUCAUUGGGUGCAUUGUACAGAAAACGACCAGAAGCUAGUGCCACAACAAAAGCCAUUCUGGAAAGUAGCUUUCGAGCAGAAGAUCAGGUUUAUGCUUGUCAUUUCUGUGAUUAUACUACCUACCACAAAGUAAAUUUUGAAUCACAUAUUAUUACACAUACUGGAGAACGUCCUUUUGUAUGUUCAAUAUGUAAUAAGGGCUUUACUCAGAAGCACAAUCUUCAAUAUCACUUCAUGAUUCAUCGUGGUUUGAAACCUUAUGUGUGUGAAGUAUGCAAUCAAGGCUUCCGACGUAGUUAUUGCUUAAAACUGCAUAAAGAAAAACAUGGGCAUUAAUUUGUUAAUUUAGAAUACAAUCAAACCCUGCUAUAGUGAACCCAGUUUAUAAUGAACCUCCAGCUGUAAUCAGUGAAUGUUUUGGUCCCUUCAAGUUUCCUAUAGACUUAACCUCUUUGCUGCCAAAGUCGAGAAACUGAAGUUCUCCAUGCCUGUGAGCUUGGAGCCCUGAACAUUACUGUUUGCUUCAGCACAUUUUAUAAUUAAGCCUAACAGGCAAAAAUAAUUCCUAUAAAAUCAACUUUUUAUCAAAACAUUUGGACUAUUGUAUGUGUUAUUUAAAUAUUAUUUUUUAUAAUAUGAAUCAAGAAUCCUAAUAUUAUCAAAUUAAAUAAAAAUUCAAAGUAAGUUUAUUAGCAGUAUUAGUAAUAUUGAUUACAUUUACAUAUUUAAAUUACUUUGGUACAAUAAUGAACUAAAAAAAAACUUAAGAAUUAAAUGUUAGUACAUGUUAUGUCUUAGUGCUCGAUUUACAUACAAAAUUUUAAACCUCUUGCAUGAUAUAUUUUUAAAUCUGAAUGCUCAUUGUAAGCAUUGCUAUUGUACAUUCAAAGGAUAAAAUAAUGAAUAAUAUUCAUAACAGCAAAGCUAAUACUCAAGAGAUUCCCUUCAAUAAGAUUUUGCAGCAUUCUGACAUAAUUUAUGUACAUUUAAAGUUUGAAAUAAUAAAACACUGCAUUUCAGUGCAUCAGAUAUUAUAUGGUGGGCCAUGCAAUGAUAUUUUGCUUCCUUUAAUACAGCACUAAGUUACUACCUUAUCAUGUCUUAUCAUGUUUGAUAUGGUGGGCCCAUGGAGGGUAACUGAAGUGUACCAUAUAUGAUAUGCUGGGAGUGGAAAGGGAAAAUGGGAUAUAACAAUUUAUAUUUCAAACUUUUUUCUAAUAUUUCUGAAACUUCCUACUGAAAAAUUACUAACCCUUAAAUUCAUCCUGUUUAGGGUAUUAGAAUAAUGAAAAACACCUUUAGGUUACUGUUCUUUUGUGUGUACUUCCAUCUUUCUCUGUGUUCUAAACAAAAGGCUAUAUAUGAGGCAAGUGUAGCACUCAGUUCUUAAAAAACCAGGGCAUCCUGCUGUGUCAUGCAUUGAGUCAAAGAACCAUUGAUCCAUUUACACAAAGAGCUUAAAUUGGUUCUUUAACUGAACUUUUAUACUACACAUGUUCAAUGCUGAUGCUUAUUCAUAAUUGUAAAUAUGUAUUUCAGAUGAAAAUGUGUAAUUUGAGAGUUGAGUCUUUAUGCUAAGUAACUUUUCAUAUAAAAUUAUUCACACAUGAUGAAACAGAAAAAACAAUUUAAAACUUGCUUGUAUAUAUUAAUAAUUGUAAUUUGACUUUUAUUUUUUUAAUUAUAGUUAUUAUUAACAUUUUCUGAAAGAUGUGACAAAGCUAAUCACUUUUUCUAUGUGAUUCAUCAAUCAGUUUUACAUUAUUUUAUGAGAUCAUCCAUUUUUUCCCCUUGUCAGAUUGGAUGUAGUGAACGAAAUUUUUGGUCCCAUGAAGUUCAUUAUAGCAGGGUUUGACUAUACACUUUUAGCAUUUCUUGGGUUAUAUUAUUUAUUUAUAGUUUAUUAAUAUAUAAACUGUAAAUGAUGUAUAAUUUAUAGUUUAUUACUCAGCAUUCAAAAUUUAUAGAAAAUCUAGGUUUAUAGGAUGUGAUAAGCACCUAAUUAUUAUAAUAAAUAUAUAUUUUUUAUGCUUGAAAAUAACAGUUAAAUAUGCAUUGAACUGGCCUUUUUUUCAUAUAAUUUCAGAAUUUGUCUAUGAGAAGUAAACAUUAUUUGCUCUGAUAUUAGAGCUUAAAUUCAUAAUUAACCUGUCUUUGACUGUGGAAUCAUGCAGUUACGAGACUUGAAAGCAGUUUCUGAAUCUGUGCUGAUGAGUUAAUUGUUAUCAUACUAUUGGUCAGUGACAGCCAGUAGAUUUUGAAUAUCUGAGAAAGAUAUGCUGUUUACAAAAAAUGAUUUGGUGUGGGAGUAAUAUACUAAUAUAUAACUUCAUUUGAGAGGUCUGAGAUUUAUCAUUUAGUGCUUAAUAAUACUCAUAUUUUUGUGCCAAAGCAACAAACAAACUAAUUACUAAUCACAAACUGAUCAUGCUGAUAAUGUUGCCAUUUUGAAACACAAAUAAAAUAAUGUGCAAGGGUACUUAAAUACAUAAAGUCUUGUUUUCAAACUACCAGCCAUUUAGCACUAGCCUUUGAAUCAUCUAAUCUUAGAUGACUGGCUGAUAAUGUAGGAUAAAUAAUAAAUAAUAUUUAGCAGAGAUGGGUUACCUUUCAUUUACAUUAUUCUGUUAAAUUACUGUUUAUAUUUUACUUGAGCAAUGUCAUACUUAUGUGAUAAAAUUUUAAACAUUUUAGAUUUUUAAUGUGAUAUUUUUUAUCUAUUUGUGAUGGGUAAAAUUUAUUUACUUUUAAUUUUUUUAGUAGGUAAGUUUUAGCUUGUAUUAUGCAAAAAUAGUGAAGAAUUUAAUAUACAUAAUGAAUCACGUGCAAUCCAUUUGUAGUUAUCAAUAGUUUUUUUUCUUCUUUCCUCUUCUGUACAUUUUUUAAAAAUUAUAUAAAUUAUACAUUCUCUUUGUUAAUGUUUGUUAUUUGCUAACAUUUCAAUAUGUUACUAGUAGCCUUUACAAUGCCAAAGGAAAAUAUAUAAGCAUUCCAAAAGUUAGUUUCUAAAAUAUUUCUUUAGGAGCUAGGUUCAUUUGAAUGUAAGAUUUUGUGCACUAUAUUCAAUGGUGGCAAUUUUCCCCAUAUAAUUAUCAUGACAGUUAAAAAGGACAAUUUUUAAUGGCAUUUUUAUAAAAUGUAGUGUUCUGGAUCAUUGAAAUAAGUUGACUGCAUGGAUAUUUUCAGAAUAUGUUCCAGUAAUGUAACACAAACACAAUCCACACUUUUUAAGCUUCUUUGAUGAGUAAUCUUCAUUGUCUUUAUAAUAAAUGAUGAAACAAACAAACCUGGACAUUGGUACCUUGUCAUCCUGUUCUGACAUCUUUGUCCAUCUCAUGAUCAUCAAGAUAUUCCUUUAGAACUGGGCAGAAAUGAAAAAUCAUUUGCAUGUAAACUGGGAGUAUAUGACAUGUAGCCCAAAGUUUGCAUGGAAAAUUCUUACAGAAUCUCCUAAAUCAGAUAAAUUAACAGAACUUUUGUCUGAAAACCUGUAUAAUAAUGGCAAUUCAUAGACAUUCCAUUGUUAUAGAUUAUACAAAUGCAUUAACUUUUAUUUCCAAGUAAUUGACCAGACCUGCUUCCAGCAUGAUUAAUGCUUUAAGGUCAUCCGUAUAGUGGAUGCCUUGUAUUAAUUAAACUUACUUAAUAAUUUAACGAAAUAUACUUUUAUUUAACUGUCCCUUGAAUGAAUAAGUUAGCUGGCAUGUUAGGAAGCAGACUGUGUUUGAAGCCAGCCCUGUAAUUGACCAACAUAUCUUUCCCAUUCUAAAGUAUAACAGCCGUAACUUUACCAAUAGGCAGUAUGAUCCUGAAUUCUUAGUUCAUGAGAAGCCCAAUGAUUCCAUAUUUUGAUUCCAUAGUGCAAGAAUCCUAUCAUUAGUGAAUAUGCAUUCCAGAAAAUCUCUGCAUAUUGUUGCAAGGAGACAAAGAAAUGCCAUUUAGUUUGUCUUGUCAUUCUUGGGGAAAAGCAUGUUGGUUGGAAAACCAUUAUGUACAUAUUUUAGAAAUCAUUCGGGACACUAUUCUAAAUGACAGAUUCAAGUCAUGUUCAUUCACUGUCAUUUAAUAAUUCUCCAGUAGCAUGCAUUCUUAAGAAAUAUCUUUAUGGCCAUAAAUUUAAAAGUGGCAAAGUUAUCAAAACAGUGCUGACAUGGUGGCUUGCUGUCCUGUUUUACAAGAUGGAUUAUGUGGAAUCAGGGUGACUAUGUGGAAAAAUAAAGUAUCCAUCAUGAAACUGCUGUAUAAUGCUGUAUUACAUUCAUAUAAAGUAUGCUUUCAAAAUAAUUAUUUUGUCAGUUUACGGUUGGAAUAUCUCUUGCAGUUAAUAGUUUAUAAAAAUAAAAUUUAGUGCAUUAUAUUCUAGAUAUUGUGCACCAUAGCUAGUCUCACCAUUCUUACUGAAGUAUGUUAAUUUGUUGAUUAAAAGAACAUUUUCUUUUUUCUUUCUUUUAGCAGCUAAGAAAAUUAUUUUUGAUAAAACCUAGAGUGCAUCCAUAUUGGAAACUUGUUUAUUAAGAUAAGCUUAGAAAUUAAUUUCUUUUCAAAGGGUAAACUGCCAGCCCUUGGGCAAAUGCAUUUGUUUAACUUAUCAGUCUACAUUUACUAUUUAAACAAUUUAAUAUAUGAAUAUUUAUACACAAACAUAUAUUUUUAACUUGCACUUUUUUAAUCCUGCUUCCUCUUUUGUUUCUUUUAUAAUAGUGUACUCAAUUCUUUGUCUUCUUUGUGUGGACAAACUGCAUAAUAAGUGCAAAUAAAAAUAGAACUCAUUCAAUUUCUGACUAUUUAUACAAGUAAAACUUUCAUGUUGAAAUAAAAUUGCUUAAAGAUAUUGUUGUACUGUCUGUUAUUUAAUUUUCAAAUCAUAUUGAUAUUGUAUUGAAAGUACAAUAUAUGUGAGUUUUCAUUUUCAGUACAUACAUAUAUUGCAUUUUUGAUACAGUGAUAUUCUUUAUUUAGUUAUGUAUUUGAUUGAAGUGCAUUUUUUAAUGCAGAAGUUCUAUGUAACACAAGAUCAAUUUUGUGUUAUAUGAAGUAUCAUUUUUGUGUUAUUUCAUGUAUGCUACAUAUUAUGGAAGCAUUUAAACUAAUUUUUUGUUUAACAUACCAUAGAAAAAUUGCCUUAGAUAACUUAUGUGAGUGCAUUUUUUGCAUAUUGCUUAAAAUUUAUAUAAUAUUUGUAUCACAUUAACUGAACUGACUGUACUGCAUAUUAGUUUUAUUAUUAUCAUAUUGUUAACAUUAGCACACAUUAUCAAAAGUUGAAUAUAUACUCUCAGUGAAUUUUGUAUACAAUUAGCGGAAACGAAAGUGUAUGCUUUUUAACAUUAAUACAGAAUUAUGUGAGUACUUUUAUAUAUUUUUCAUAGACUGUGUGUAUGUACAGUUAAGAACUAAAUGACAAAAUGCACAAUUUUUUUGACAUAUAGUACUAGUAAAAGUGUACCUUUUCUGAUUGACAUAUUAAUUUCUUGCUGUAACAUCAAUAAUUAUAUUUCUCAAAAUUACACUUCUAUUAAAAUUACCUGAAGACAAAAUUAAUAAGCAGCAUCUCUUUUAAGGUUUUCCCUUUUAAUCUAUUAUUUUAGCAUUUUUGUCAUUCUGAAUUUUAAUAUUUGAUUUAAUAACUCUUUCCCUGAAUAUGUUUUGGAAAUACUGCAUUUAUUUAAUAUAUGUUUCCUUCAUUUCUAGAAUAUGGUUCUUAUCGCAUCUAUUCCAAAAUUAUUGAAAAUUGUUAUGUAGCCUUAGUUAAAUUUGACAAGAAUUAAAAGUUGAUUUUAUUGUAUUUGUGAAAACUAUAAAUUUGCUAUGGAAUUGGUCAGAUAAAAAUGAGAAGUUGUUGAGGAAGUAUGUUACUCAAUAGUUUUUUUCAAUAUGUACCUGUACUGUAUACCAUACUCGUAAUAACAGUAAACCGGAUUAGCACAUCUUUGUCAGUUUGAUUUAAAACUGAGAUAUUGUGGAAAUAUUCUACUGGUUAUGAAGAACUUUAAAGGAUGAUAUAAUUAAUGAAUUCCAGAUGAAGCUGUGAUAAUAUUCGGUUCAUAUUUCAUUAUCUUUGGUCAUUGGUAAUAUCUCAUUGUUGACUGAUUAGCUGUGUGAUGAAAUAAAAUUUUUACACAUGCGACUCUAAUAUUGCAAAAUUAUAUCAAGGCUGUGCUACCACCUUUCAAGAUAUUUAAAAUAACUGAGUAUUUUCUAGAAAGACCUUGUAAUAAUUAAAUCUUAAUUUAUAAAAUAAAUUUUAUGUUCUUUGAGCUAAAUAAAAUUUGUUAUUUAAAUAAACUUUGAAAAAGCAUCUGGACGAAUUCACUGAUAAAAGGUAUCACCUUUUAUCUAUUUUCAGUUGUUAUUUAUGAGGUGUAAAUAUGUAAUACAUAUUAAAAACUGCAGAAAUUGGAGGGGGGAAGGCAUGAAAAAUACUGAGUGUAACAAAAUAACAAAAGUUUUCCUUCCCCUUGCUUUUAAAAAUUCAUAAAAAAAAAAAAAAAAGUUUUCAUUGGAUAUUUAUGUCAUAGAUUCAAAACUUUAAAAAAUAUAGAUGGUUCUGCAUUGUAAAAAACAUAGGGAUGCAAAUGAGGUUAGCUUUUAAAAACGUCAUGCACAUGAAAAACUCAGUUUUUUUUUUUUUUUUUUUGCUGGUGCUUAUCCACAGACUUUAAUGAUGAUUUAUAGUAGAGUGAGUUUGAUUAAUAAGCCUCAUUAGUUGUAAAAUUGUUUUAUUUGACCACAAGAUCAGGUAUUUCAGUUUUGCGAUAGUUUCGUGUAGAGAAAUAGCUUAAAAUGAUUAUAACAGCAGUAAAAGCUUUUGUUUUACACUUUGAAGAAUUUGGCCAGCAAUACUACCUGAAAAUAUAAUGCUUAUGCAAAAUGCUGCAUCCUGGCAUAUAAACAGCUUCUGUGAAGCAGUUCUUUGUGAGGGCAUUUAGUCUUGGGUGAUUAAUUAGUCAUUCAGAGCCUGUCUUGUCCAGUAUUGUAACUGAGACAGCCUAUCUCAGUUAUAAUACCGAACGUCUGUUGGUUUUUGGUUGUGGAGCUAUUUGAAAUUUCAAGUCUGCACCAGCAGUCCAUCAUCUCUAUCAUAAAUCCCUUUGGGUCAAUAGCACCAGCCUAGGUGAAGCAGUUUCUCCUGAAGGCUUUUGGUGCUGGCUGACUGAUUUAUGACUCAUGUCCUGCUGCCUAGUAUUUUUAACUGCCAGAGCAAGACAUCUGAGGACUUUUGAUUGUGGACCAUUUGAAAUCCUGGGUGUAUAUCAGCAGCCCAUCAUCCCUAGUAUAAUAUUUCCAUUGAUUGAAUAGUAACAGAUACUCGGUGCAUCAAGGUAAUUCAUGCUUUUAGAAUGUGAUAUCCUAUAGAAAGAGGGUAGAAAGCAUAGUUGUUUGGUAUUAGAGGAAGCUUUCUUUUGUUAAAGGUCAUCCAAAGGAUAAAAUGACAAUGUAGUGCUAUCUAUCAGCAGAAUUUUAAACUAAAAGUAUUCUCCCUCCUUUUUUAUGGUAAAAACAUCUAGAUUUUUGCCAUGAAUCCUCAUAUAGUAAUUCAUUCAUUUACUAUGGAUUUUUAUGUAUUUUGUGUAAAUACAUACACAAAAAGAAGCUCAUAAAUAAAUGUGGAAUGGUGUCUUAAAAGAGACAGAAUCCAAAACAUGAAAUAAUCUAUAAAACAGCACUAUCUAUAAAGCAGAACUUUUAGGAGUAAUGUAAUAUUUAGUAUUAAAUAUAUCAUUUGUAUUCAAAAUGUUUUGUUUACUAUCUUUUUAACUUUAAUUUUCAGCAAGUACUGUUCUGUUGCAGUGUUUUCAUCAUCUCUGCGUGGCCAACUUAAUUUCAAGCAGUUUCCAAAAGAAAAUGUCAGUUCAAGUAGUAAAGAAUAUCAAAAUAAUGGUUUUUAUAAAUGUUCAUGGUGUACAUAUUCAUCAUGGGACCGUAAUCGCAUGAAACAGCAUGUAACAAUCCAUACUGGAGAAAGAUCAUUUUGCUGUCCGCAUUGCAAGAAAAGAUUUAAUAGGAAAAGUAACAUGAAAAAGCAUGUAUUUUUACAGCAUAAAUUGAGUUCAAUAAAUUUUAAUUGAAGCUA